CCUCCCUUCCUCCCUCCAUCGGUCCUCCACCGAGUCAUUGGUCUCCAUUCUCCCGUCCUCGACCAGCCUCCCUCCACACCCCCUCUUUUCCUCCUUUUUUUUUUUUUCGGGGGGACUCAUGACUCGUUCCCAGCAGCGAACUAGUUAACGAGCGGCGGCGGCAGCGGCGGAUGAGCCCCACCGCGCUCUCGCUCUCCUCUCCGGCAGGCAGCACUCGCUCCGCCACAGUACGAAGAUGGCGUCGGAGGGAGCCAGCGGAGAGCAGCCUCCUCCCCCGGCACAGCAAGCCCUGACCGCCGCCGUGCUGGGAGGCGUCGACGCGAAAUGCGACUUCAACAUGGAUAACCUGAGCAAGCCCGAGCUGUUGACCCUGCUGAGCAUCAUGGAGGGCGAGCUGGAGGCACGCGACCUGGUCAUCGAGGCCCUCAGGGCUCAAAGGAGGGAAGUGUUCCUGCAGGAGCGCUACAGCCACUACAGCCUGACCGACCCCUUUCUGGCACUGCAGCGGGACUUCGAGUGCGGUGUCUCGCUCGGUGACAAAGAGCGGCGGCCGCUGGGUUCCAGCCCAAUGUCUGUCCUAGAGGCCGUCAUGGCGCACUGCAGGAAGAUGCAGGAGCGCAUGUCUGCACAGCUGGCUGCCGCCGAGAGCCACCAGAAGAGACUGGAAAUGGAGAAACUGCAGCUGCAGAGCCUGGAGCAGGACCAUCGCAAACUGACGGCGCAGCUGAAGGAUGAGCGUGAGAAGAAUAAACACAUUGUCAUGAUGCUGGUGCGCGAGUGUAAGCAGCUGGCCACGCGCGUGGUGGAGGAGUCGCAGCGCUUCGACGAGCUUCAGGCCCGUCUGGAUGAGGAAGGCCGAGCCGCGGGGCGCCUCCGGGAGGAGUUGGGUGCCGAGCGGCUGCGGGGCCAGCAGAUGGAGGCCGAGAUGGAGAAGCAACUUUCUGAGUUGGACACUGAGCGCGAGCAGCUGCGAGCCAGGUUGGGCCGCGAGGAAGUUGAGAGUCAAAACCUACGACAGCAGGUUGAGGAGCUCAGAACAGAAUGUGGGGAAGCCAAGGAUGGCGCCCAACCUGCCACCCCUGCCUGCACGCAGCCUAAAGCUUCCGUUUCCAUGGGCACGGAUCCCAUCAGCUCUCGAACAGCGUCCUGCCAAACGGACCACCCCCUCCCUGAGAUCGAGGGUCCCAAGAAGGCUCCCCUCACCGUAGCUGCCAAACCUACCCCGGGCCCUUACGCCGGCCUCAGCUUGCCAAAGACCACCGUCCGGGGUAUUGUCCACGGUAGCUCGGGAGGCCUGGCGCAAAGCGAGAACGGCUCUGAGGCCCAAGCCGCCCCCCCCGGCCUUCCCAGCGGGGUCAGCCCCCGUGUCCAGGCAGCCCGGUACAAGUUCCAGGAACAGGACCAAAACGGCACAGCCUCUCAAAGUCCUCCGGCCCGGGACCCAUCUCCCACAAACCGGGAGAACUUCGCCAAACAACAAGCGCGCCACACUGUAACCCAGGUUCUGUCACGCUUUACCAGCCCUCCAGCAGGGGGGACUGGAGUGUUGCGCCCCGGCCUGCCGCACUCUGCAUCGGAAGGAGGUCCUUUCCCCAGCCGGCUCAGCCACCCCAUUGGUCUUAAGUCCCCCACCGUGGCCAGAAUUGACCGAGGCAACCCUCCCCCUAUCCCUCCCAAAAAGCCUGGCCUCUCCCAGACCCCUUCCGCCCCUCACCCGCCCAUGAAGGUGGUGGGGGACAGCGCCCGCUCUCACGGGGCUGGGCUCAAAUCAGCUACACCCCAGCUGCCGCCCAAACCCGCCCUGGACCUGGUACCAGCCUUGACGGCCUCUCAGGUGGGUGCAUGCCCCCUCCGCUGCUCCCAGGUUGCAGAACGCCCCCCUGUCGUCAUCACUGCCAUCCCCUCCAUUAACCCUCUACCCCCAUCCCUCUCAAUUAGCACUCCAUCGAACUGUAGCCCCCCUCCCCCCACAGACAGCCCCCUGGCAACAGCAUCAGCACUUCUAGUCUCGUCCUCCCUCUCCUGGUUUAACCUGUUCCGUCCCUGCUCCCUCUCCCCACCCCCACACACAGGCUGGUGUCCCUCCGUAGUCUCCCCCGUCGGCGAUGGUGCGCCCGCCGCCCUGGACGGCGGGCGGCCGCUGCUCCUUCUCCAAGCUGCUUCCCAGGGAAAUGUCACUUUAUUGUCAAUGCUGCUUCACCAACCCCACCCUAGCAACCCCGACCACACCCACCGCACCACUGCCAUGGACAACCAGACCACCCGCCACCCACCACAAGACCUCCUCAACAACUUGACUGCUGCCUUGUUUGCUGCUGCUCACCGCGGACACACAGAGUGCGUGAAGCUGCUGCUGUCUUCCGGCUCGCCUGCUGACGUGUUCGGUCAUAAUCGUUUUACACCUUUGCACUUUGCUGCCACCCACGGCCACAGUGGCUGUGUAGAGGCUUUGCUGGCCGCGGGCGCCGCUGUGGACGCAGCUGCGGAUGGUGGCCAGACUGCCCUCUUCCUGGCCAGCGGGGCGGGCAGGAAGCGCUGUGUCCACAUCCUGCUGAGCGCCGGCGCCGAUCGUUCCCGUAUGGCCAUGGACGGCUGCACUUGUCUCCACGCGGCAGUGCGAUCAGGUCACGUGGACACGCUACGUCUGCUCCUCUGUCACCCUGGCCCCAGAGACAGCGCUGUCACCCUUCAACCCGAUGGAGAACCGGCUCUGCCCGCCGACCUGCUAAACCACGCCAACGCCGACGGGUGGACAGCCGCACACAUGGCGGCCGCUCUCGGCCUGAAGGAGUGUCUGGAGGUCCUGUGUAGCCAUCGUGAGCAGGACAUUGAGAGGAAAGAUAAAUGUAAUCGCACCAUUCACGACGUUGCCACGGACGACUGCAAAGAGCUCCUCGAAAAUCUCAAUCAGUAUCGCAUCCUGGUGCGUGUCCAGUAUUCGGAUGGUGGCGGCGCUAAUGGUCCCAUGUGGUCCAUGGUUGGUGAUGAUGAUGACGACGACGAUAAGUGGGCCGAUAAGCAUCAGUUGGUGCUGUGCAGAGUCUCAGUUGACCGCUCCAUGUGCUGGUCUCAGCUCAGUGCCGCCAUCGAUCACGCUUUCACCGCACACCUGCUCAUGCUUUGUGGCGAGGACUCAGAGCGCCCCCCGCUGGGCCUCACGGCUUCAAGCAUCUCCUCCGUCCAGAUUGGAGGAAGUGAGUGGCGGCUUGGUCAGGAACUUCCUGUCUCACCCUGGGAUCUAGUCCGAAAACCUCUCUGUCAGGUCAUCACCGUCCAACUUAAAGGUCUUUCGGAGUCCUGUCUAGAUGAGCUGGCUCUGGAGUCUCUCUUCCCGCUGCCCGUGCUGCUCAACUACGUCCGCUUGGUGGAACAAUAUGGGAGCGUCAUCUUUCACGGCCUGGAGGACAGCUGUCAGGAGUACAUCGCCUCUUUACUGGCUCGCUGCAUCAAGUCCAAGCAGGAGGCGGUCGGCCAGGCAUGUGAGAUUGUGAAGGUGGACGUGCAACCUAGUCUGACCAAGGAGCGGCUUUUGGACACGCUCGUCACCUCCGGCUUCCUGGUCCCGGCGUCACCAGCAUGUGAUCACGGUCGCUGCGUGGUUCUGCUGCUGCAGGGUCUGGAGAAGGCGGCGUCCCUGUCUGGCCUGCUGGGAGACCUGUGCCACAGUUUGGACAACAGGACCUCCAAUGGCCCCCUGCUGCUCAAUGCCGGUGAGUGUCCACAUAGCUUCUGCCAGCGCAGCUUCCUGAUUGGCUCUCUGUCAAAGCCCCGCCUCCAGGGCUCAGAGCUGCGCCUGCAGCAGCAUUUCCGCUGGUUGCGUCUGCGCUGGGACCAGGAACCUCUGCGCGGCCUCCUGGCCAGACGCCUGCGCAGGAAGCUCCUGCACCAGACAGGAAGUGCGGUGUGGGCCAGCGACGGCGUCAUGGAGAAGGCUGUGCUGUGGGUGGCUCAAGUUUGGCAGCAGCUCAACGCCUGCCUGGCACAUCUGGGCACGCAUGAGGCCUUGAUGGGACCUGGACACUUCCUGGCUUGCCCCGUCCACACCGAAGACCCGCACGCCAUCGUCAGGUGGCUGUCUCGGCUGUGGAGCUCCGUGGUGGUCCCUCGCGUGGAGAUGGCCAUCGUCUCCCGGGUAACGGCCAGGUGCUCCUCCUCCGCCCCCCUGCCGACAGGCAGUGUCGUUCUCAGCGCCGGCCAGCAAGCGGUGCUGAAGGCCGCCCUCAGCAUCCUGGUCAACAAGGCCGUCCUGAGGGGCUGCCCUCUCCCACGCCACGAGGUUGCGUUCAGGGGCGGAGGCACCCCUCUGACCACCAUUGGCUCCUUUAAAGGAAGCUUCGGCGGCAGGAAGUGUCGAGACAAGCUGAGACGAUCCAAUACCGGCCCACGAAAGAAAGCAAGUCCCGCCUCCAGCUGGACCGGCGGCUCCUUUCGAAACGGUUGUGUCUCCACCACAGACGUGAGCUGCAUCACAAAUGGCAAAAUCCACAGGGAGGCGUCCGGUUUGUCUUUGUUCUUGGACGACGAGACGGACCUGAUCCGAGAGCUUCAGUCUUUGUCCUCCAGCAAGUCAGAACCUGACAUCAGACGGACGUGGGCGUCUAAGGACCACGACGGCCGUGCCGCCGGAGCUCCGCCCCCAGCGCCAGAACAGGAUGUAGCCAUGGACCAAUCGGCUCAACCGUCGCCGCUGCCUCAGGCCAGGGUCCAGAGCAGCCAGCAUCGCUUGGGUCUUCGGGCCAAAUCCCAGCUGCCCGUGCCCAGCAGGGUCGCCGUGGGCAACAACAACAACUGCAGCAAUGGCAGCAGAAGCAACAGCAAAGCAAACAACAGCAGCGGCAGCAGCAGUAACAAACAACCGCAGGAGCACAUCUGGGUUCUACAACAACACAAUGACAAAUAAACUCACACACACACAAACACAAACCGCCCCCGCCCCCACCAAACGAAGAGCCAAUCAAACGCGUAGAAAUUGCUCCCCA
Messenger RNA from Syngnathoides biaculeatus (alligator pipefish), 4979 nucleotides. It is a transcript of the gene cttnbp2, whose product is annotated as cortactin binding protein 2. Gene Ontology annotation, cellular component: glutamatergic synapse. Gene Ontology annotation, biological process: regulation of synapse organization. Bases 236 to 4900 code for a protein of 1554 amino acids. Lineage: Eukaryota; Metazoa; Chordata; Actinopteri; Syngnathiformes; Syngnathidae. Gene Ontology annotation, molecular function: protein binding. The record is from RefSeq and is a predicted model, not a curated record. The transcript is spliced from 23 exons.